GUGGAUGUCGUCGUAGGGGCUGUAUUCGGCGAAGGCAGGAAGCACCGAAGAACCGGAAGGCUGGAUCACCUCCGUGGAAUGUCUUCGGGCGCCAAGCGGCUGGUGCAGUCGCUUCGGGGCCGCAGCGGUGGCAGGGGCGGCAGCGGCGGCCGGGGGGAGGGAGGGGGCGGGGAGGGGGGCGGGGGCGGAGGAGGUGGCGCGAGCACAAGCGCGACCAGAUUGUGCCACUACGACAGCGGUCACGAGCUUGACGAGAUCUCGGUGGUCGGCGCCGCCAUCAGGGGCAGCGAGGGCCUUCCCACCCCCACCACACCCUGCCAUUGCGGCGGCCUCAAGUACGGGAGUGGGCAGACGCUGUACAGCAUAGCCGGCCUGGUGCCCCCUGCGCCCGCUGCACCUGCGCAUGGAGCACAGUCAGGCAUAAUUGCAGGGGGCGGUGGCGGAGGGAGAGAUCGGUAUAGCGGUGGUUCCGCUUCCGCUCUGAGCUGCGGUGGCGAGAAGGUUCGAGAGGACAGGCAGGGAAGGAUGGUGGACGGGAAGUCGAGGAUCAGGAGGGAGAGGGAAGAGGACACGAAAAGCGCGGACAACGUGUCGAGGGGCGCCCCCUCGAGGCAGAGUUUGUUGGAGCUGGUCAGCGGUAAAUGUAUGAGCCGCCACACGCCCACGCAUCAUUAUUAUCAUCAACAACAGCAGGUGUAUUCGGUGCCGCAGAGAUACUUCAGCUCGUCCCGAGACUCGCUUCAAGGGGCUUACGUGAACCGAGGGGCGAGCGAGUUCGACUUAAGUCGGAAACCGAAGAGAAGGGACCAGCUAAGGGGCAGAUUCAAGCUACCGUACACCGUAACGCUCUCGCGAGAUCAAUCACACUUGCACACACCGGCGUCUGUCAAUCAUCUGAGCAAUAGCAGCUGCAACGGCACCGAAACGAGGUACACGGUGCAACAGCAACAACAGCAACGCGGUAGCAGAGGUUACCCGGGUCAAGCGGGGACAAAAGGUUUUCGUACGGGUGCCCCUAAUUGGUCCUUCAUCUUCGAUCCCGCGGGACGUCUCUGUUACUAUUGGUCGAUGGUCGUUUCCCUCGCCUUCCUUUACAACUUCUGGGUCAUCAUCUAUAGGUUCGCCUUUCAAGAAAUAAACGGCGAAACGCGGUGGGUGUGGUUCUGUUUGGACUACUUCUCCGAUUUUUUAUACGUACUGGACAUAGUGUUUCACAUCCGAACCGGAUACUUGGAGGACGGUGUCUUGCAAACAGACGCGACCAAGCUACGAAAUCACUAUACGAACAGCACUACGUUUUACAUGGACAUCCUGUGCCUGCUGCCCCUCGAUUUUUUAUACUUAUCUAUAGGAUUCAACAGUAUACUUCGAAGUUUUAGGCUCGUGAAGAUAUAUCGGUUCUGGGCGUUCAUGGACAGAACCGAGCGACACACCAACUAUCCGAAUUUAUUCCGCUCCACCUCCUUGAUACAUUAUUUAUUGGUGAUCUUUCACUGGAACGGGUGCCUCUAUCACAUUAUUUAUAAGAACAACGGGUUCGGAAGUAAGAACUGGGUAUUCAGCGAUUCCGAGACCGCGGACGUGGUGAAGCAAUAUUUGCAAAGCUACUAUUGGUGCACGCUGGCCCUCACCACCAUCGGCGAUCUCCCCAGGCCAAGAAGCAAAGGCGAGUAUUUGUUUGUAAUAGCUCAGCUGCUGUUCGGCCUGCUGUUAUUCGCCACGGUACUCGGACACGUAGCCAACAUCGUAACUUCCGUGAGCGCGGCCAGGAAGGAGUUUCAGGCAAAGUUGGAUGGUGUGAAAACGUACAUGAGGAUGAGAAGAGUGCCGAAACAUCUUCAGGUAAAGGUCAUUAAAUGGUUUGACUAUUUAUGGUUGACGCAAAAAUGCUCGGACGAAGAGAAAGCUGUCAGCUGUCUUCCCGACAAACUGAAAGCCGAAAUCGCGAUAAACGUGCACCUGGACACGCUGCGGAGAGUGGAAAUAUUCCAGAACACGGAGGCUGGCUUCUUGUGCGAGUUAGUUCUCAGAUUGCGACCCGUUCUUUUCUCACCUGGCGAUUAUAUUUGUCGCAAAGGUGAGGUAGGGAAGGAGAUGUACAUAGUGAACAGAGGGCGACUACAAGUGGUGGCCGAUAACGGGAAGACAGUUCUCGCUACCCUUAAGGCUGGUUCCUACUUCGGGGAGAUCAGCAUUCUCAAUAUGAGGACUGCAGGUAACCGACGAACAGCCAGUGUACGCUCGGUGGGCUACUCGGACCUUUUCGUCCUUAGUAAGAAGGACAUGUGGGAUGUAUUAAAGGAGUAUCCUGCGGCUAGGAUCAGGCUAGAAGCUAUUGCAGUGAAAAGAUUGGAAAAAUACAAGAGAGCUCCUCUCGAGAAAGCUGCAAUGGGUCGAUGUCAAAGCACGCCAGGACUCGUGGAGUCACGAGGUCGUAUACCAUUGGAGGAGAUGUGGGUUUCGCCCGUGGAUACAAAGUCCACUCACGCGUACUCGACCGGCCACUCGUUGUUCUCCCCCAGCCCGAGUCCUGUGACGUCGCGCGGUUUGGCCAGCACCAACGUCAACGUGAACAACGUUGCGAGAAGCAUGGAUAGUCCGAUGAGUGCCACUAGCAGCGGCCACAGCAGCGAGGACCAAACCACCAGGGCACCGCAAUCCGCCACACAGCCCUCCACCGGCAGGCAGUCCACCCACUCUGGAAUAACCUGCAACAGCAUGACGCAAUUAGUCGGCGAAGGUGCCACACCACUUUUAGGCACUAACGAAGCUUUAUUAGCCGAAAUUAAACGUCUUCGAGAACGUCUAGUUUGUUUGGAGUCUGAAAAUGCUGCGAUGAGUGCUAAACUGAAUCAACAACAAUGGGAAGUAGAAAAUCGAUUGGCCGAAAUCGAGAUGCAGAUUUGCGGUGCUAGCUCGUCUUCCAGUUUAGAGGAUAACAAUGAAAGAAAUCGAGAAAGAUAUACAGCAGAUGAUCGAGAAGAAUUUGAAGAAGCUAGAAUCUCUGGAAGAUCUAGUGAUACAAAAUCAAUAGGUAGUCUCAGCCAACAUUUCUUUGAAAGUGACGAAGAUGAGAAAUAUUAUGGUACUUGUAAUGGUUAUGCUUCUCAGCCUGGCAGUAAAUCAAACUUAUUGCUAUGCAGUGAAUGUGAUCAGAAAACUCGUACCUGCACAUACAGACCACAAACACCUGGUUCUUAUAGUAGUAGAUACGUCGAGGAACGUUUUGACGAGCGACUUCAAGAACCAGGAACUUCUCGCACAUACAAAAGCCCAAUUCAUAUAUCUUCUCCUCGGUUAGUAUAUCAUGAUCAGGAUUAUAGUGGUCAAUCAUCUUCACCUAGAUCAAUUUAUCGUGAUCAAGAAUAUCAAACUCGAAGAGGUUGGUCGAAGAAAUAUGAACAAGAAUUUGAUCGAAGAGAGUAUGAAGACAGAGAAUUAAAGCAGGAUGAUGACAGUCCUGUUUGUGAAGUUUGUCAUGGAAAUGGUCAUAUUGUUCAAUGUGAACAUUGCGAUUUUUCUAGCGAAGGUGAUUUAAUAUGUUUCCGAUGCCAGAGUGAUGAAGGUUCAUCAAAUGGUCAAAGUUGUCCUCGUUGUGAGAAAAAUGAAAGAAUACUAUCAAGUAGAUCGCAAAGAGGAACAUCAUCCAGCGAUGAGGGAAAAUACCCAGUAGAUGCUGUAGUAAAAAUACAAGUUAAUGAUCAUAUGAUUGAUGUAGAUUCAGAUGAGACACCUGAAAGUGACUUAUCAAGUAGUCAUCAUCAUCAAAGAAGUACAAUGGAACGAUUAGAUACUAUUGUUGAGGCAAAAGGAGACACUGCCAGUGAAAAUGACGAGGAAAAUGGGGGUACAAAGUUAAAUGGAACUAGUAGUGCAAGAUAUCUCAAUUAUAUGAUUGUACUGUUUCUGUAAAUAACAUGGUUAUGGUAGCUGCAGUUGAGCUAUGGAUUAUGUUGGUAAAUGGAGAGUGUUGUUUUGUUGAAGCUAUUGAUUAAAAAAUAAUUUUUAAUCUUUAUUAUAAGCUAUUAUAACAUUUCUUGUUAAAAAUAUAAUAGUGUUAUGCUA
Molecule: messenger RNA, 4065 nt
Organism: Apis florea (little honeybee)
Lineage: Eukaryota; Metazoa; Arthropoda; Insecta; Hymenoptera; Apidae
Product: cyclic nucleotide-gated channel alpha-3
Biological process (GO): monoatomic cation transmembrane transport
Cellular component (GO): intracellular cyclic nucleotide activated cation channel complex; plasma membrane
Molecular function (GO): intracellularly cAMP-activated cation channel activity; cGMP binding; intracellularly cGMP-activated cation channel activity
Source: RefSeq, a predicted model, not a curated record